UUUUCCUCAGCGCUUUGUGUGAGUCAGAGAGUUUUGUCUCAGUCCCUUAGCCGUGUGGAUGUGUCUAAGAGCCGCACCCACUCCAGUCUCUGCUGCUCAUUCGCUUCUCCUUCCCGCUGGCGGUGCGAGUUCUGUGCGUGUCCCCGGGCUCCCAGAGCCACCAUCCAGAAUCAUCUACAUUGCCUGUCACACUUCUUGAGCCUCUGCUGAAGCAUCCCGAGGACCUCCACUGUCUGCAUAAGGUACAGUAACCAUGCCAGUCCAACACAGAACGAUAGUGGUGGGCAACACCAGUACACUGAAAUCACCAGUGGGUAUCGUCCGGAUUCUGGAAGUCCUCUUCGCCUGCGUCACCUUCAGCUUGGUGGUGCACACUGGAAGAUGGGACGGCCGCAUUGGAGAUCUGUGUAUGUUCUGCUGGUGUUUCUGCUUUGCGGUGACUCUGGUCAUCCUGAUUGUGGAGUUUGCUGGGGUGCAGAACCGGAUGCCCGUGUCCUGGAAAAACUUCCCCAUCACCUUUGCCAUGUAUGCUGUUCUCAUGUGCCUCUCCGCCACAGUGAUCUACCCUCUACAUUACCUUGAGGACAAGGCCUAUAACAAUGAGGUGCGCAAUUACCAGAUUGUGGCCAUUGUGUUCUCCUGCCUCACCACCUUGGCUUACAUUAUUGAGGUGUCUUUAACCAGAGCCAAGCCUGGAGAAGUUACUGGCUACAUGGCUACCACACCGGGACUCUUGAAGGUUUUGGAGACCUUCAUAGCAUGCAUCAUCUUUGUCUUUAUUUCUGAACCACCUCAAUACGAAAGACACGAUGCCCUCAAGUGGUGUUUAGCGGUCUAUUGCAUCUGCUUUAUCUUAUCCAUUGUGGUCAUCAUCCUUUGUGUUGGCGAGUGCACAGGCUGGUUGCCUUGUGCCUUCAAUAAGUUCCUCAGUGCUUAUGCCCUCUUGGCAGUCCUGAUGUACGUCUCCGCCAUGAUCAUCUGGCCGAUCUUCUCGUUUGACAAGAAGAAUGGUGGAACUCCGAGCCGACCACCGAACUGUCGGAUGGUCUCUCGAAACCUAUACAGAAUGUGCGACUGGGAUAAGAUGGUGGCUGUUGCUGUUCUGACCGCCAUCAACCUCAUUGCAUAUGUUUUGGACCUGGUCCAUUCAGCCAGGCUUAUAUUCAUCACUGUCUAAACCAUGGGACUUCACAGCGAAAGUACGAUCAUUUCAACCUUCCUUGUAUUCCUCCUGAACAGAAUAUGAAUAUAUGUAUGCAGCAGCUUGAACAAUGCACAGCCUGCUUGCUAUUUAGCUUUGCGUAUUCGAGUUUAUAUGUUACUGCAAGCAACACCCUGGGAAUCGGAACCCCAGACUUUCCUUACAUUAAAGGAACAGUUCCGUGUAAAAUAAAAACUGGGUAAAGUUUUAAAUAGGCUGCGCAAAAGUAAAAAUGUUUCUGAUAUAGUUAGUUAGGCAAAAAUGUAAUG
This is a messenger RNA of Xenopus laevis (African clawed frog), 1470 nucleotides long. RefSeq names its product myeloid-associated differentiation marker S homeolog (gene myadm.S). Gene Ontology annotation, cellular component: membrane. The record is from RefSeq and is a predicted model, not a curated record. Bases 254 to 1177 code for a protein of 307 amino acids. NCBI's taxonomy places the organism in Eukaryota, Metazoa, Chordata, Amphibia, Anura, Pipidae. The transcript is spliced from 3 exons.